Molecule: messenger RNA, 3638 nt
Organism: Gadus chalcogrammus (walleye pollock)
Lineage: Eukaryota; Metazoa; Chordata; Actinopteri; Gadiformes; Gadidae
Gene: cmbl
Product: carboxymethylenebutenolidase homolog (Pseudomonas)
Exons: 6
Coding region: 215-952 (245 amino acids)
Molecular function (GO): hydrolase activity
Source: RefSeq, a predicted model, not a curated record
UGACACAGUUGGGCAGAGAACCCGACUCCUGUUCAUUGUAAAAAGAAAAAGCUCAUGUAUCCUUUCAGAGCUCAAAAUCUGAUUGGUUUUGUACGUCAUCAGGGGCGUCGAACAAGCAAAUCCGGGGAAACAUUGUUCCGGUGGACGUAUCUGGUUCCUCUGGUAGGCAACGGAUCGUCGUUGUUUCUGCUACUCCUUCAAACGUAACGCAAAGAUGGCAAACGAAGCAAAGCCGUGCCCGUGUGAUAUUGGUGACCGGAUGGAUUACGGUGGACUCGGGCAAGAGGUUCAAAUAGAGCAUAUCAAGUCGUACGUGGUGAAGCCGUCUUCUGGCGCUGACAAGGCCGUGAUUGUCAUUCAUGACAUCUAUGGAUGGACAUUGCCUAACACCAGAUAUAUGGCCGAUAUGUUGGCGGAAAAUGGAUACAUUGCGGUUUGUCCGGAUUUCUAUGUCGGAAAGGAUCCUUGGAGCCCAACGAGUGACUGGUCAAAGUUCCAGGAGUGGUGUGAGGAUAAGAAGCCUACCGUUAUAAACAGAGAGGUGGAGGCGGUCCUGAGGUUCCUGAAGGAGCAGUGCGGGGUCCGCCUCAUUGGAUCGGUGGGCUUCUGUUGGGGAGGCGUGGCCGUGCAUCACCUGGCCCUCAACUACCCCCACAUUACAGCGGGGGUCUCCGUCUACGGGAUCAUAAAGGAAAGGGGGGACUGCUAUGAACUAAAGAGCCCGGUUCUGUUCAUCUUUGCGGAGAAGGACGAGGUUGUACCACUUGAACAGGUCAGCGUUCUUCAGGCUGGACUGAAGGAGAAGUGCAGCGUGGACCAUCAGGUGAAGAUCUUUCCGGAGCAGUCUCACGGGUUUGUCCACCGAAGGAGGGAAGACAUUAACCCCUCGGACAGACCUCACAUCCUGGAGGCCCGGUCGGACAUGCUCCACUGGCUCAACAAGUUCAUGUAGAGCAGUAGCCCAUGAGCUCCCUCCCCCAGGGCCCCGGCUGUUGUAGGUCGCUUUGUAAAUCCUUCGUCAUGAAAUCCUUCUUCUUUACUCAAUUUAACCGAACUGUAUAAGGGGACAUUCUAAAGAAAACAGCCAAUGGGAAAGAAAUGCUUCUGGGACUGUUUGAGGAAGUAGUGAUGUCGACGAUACAUUCCCCACGUGGUCAUCAGUGUCAAAGGCACAAUACUGCAUGUCAAGUGAGCAAUGGAGAUGUCAUUUAUGAACAAAUUGAAUCAAUACGCGAAAGAGACUUUAAUAUUUUUUUAAUGACAAAUAUCCAGUAUUCAAGGCCUCUGUAAACCAACUGCUCACCAACAUCAUUAAGACUUGUUUUUAGCGCCUGAGGAACACAGAGAGCAGAGGAGAAAGCCGGGCCGUCAGAACACAACGUACGUCCAUUAAGGCAAAAACCUUCCAGCCUCCAAAUACUGUUUUAAAAUAAAUCUGAAGCAAAUCUACCUGAAGUCAUAACGAUCGCAGUAGUAGAAGUAGUAGUAGUCUAGGCAUCUGUUUAUCGGAAAAGUGAGGUGUACAGUUGGAAUGAAUUAAUGCCAUUAUUUUCACUGUGGAUAUGAAUUGUAGGAGUUCCCAGCUAACACCUCGAGUAUCGCCCAGAUCCUCAGGAAAGUAUGAUUGCAGUGGUGUAAUCUGGGAGUCAAUAGCAUAGGGAAAUCACCUGGCAGCCAUCUUAUUCACCGUGGCCAUCCAAACGCCCGCUGGGUGGGGGACGUCCCUCCGCACUCUGACCCCCACCAAGCUGGUGUUCAGAGCCAAGAUGGCCAGCAGGAGAGUAAGGCCCGUUGAAAGCGCCCCCAUGCAGGUAUUGGAGCGUUCCUCGAUACAGUACAAGAGAGAAAGACCUGCUUCUCAUCCUCUGACGUUAUCUAUUGCAGCUUGACCCUUGUGUUGGUAUCUAUUCCUAUCAUUGUCUUUCCCAGUUAUUCCGAUUAUUGAACUGACUUAAGACUGAGACUAAACUAUUUCAGGUGUUGGGAGGUUUGGUUAGGUCAAUAAGCCAGAGAAAGGACGAAAUUAUCCAGAGCCAUCAAAUAAAACGGGCCUUAUAUGCAAUGGAAAGUGUUUCCCGGCAUUCUUUUCUUUGUUUCUUCUACAACCCAAAGUCAAGGCCGAACCCGGAGGUCGGGAUUUAAAUACUAAAGGCCAGUGCGGUGCGCUGCUCAAGCUGCAAUACACAAGGUAGGAUGGAGACGUUUCAGAGCAGGACCCCGCCAGACACCACCUUCUCUGGGACACAACCGGGACAUAUCCGUUUGUGCGGUUCCUGGCAGAAUAUUGUACCCUUUUCCUGGAAACUGUACUAUCCGAGGCCGUCAGUGUUAUUAACGGCUCAUCGUACAGAAUCGGUUUGAGACGAAUGAAAGAAAAUAAGAUGGAAUUCUGGGAAUCUUAGCAACAUGGAGUACUCUUAACAAAAAGGUUCAUUCAAAUUAAAACAUUAACACAUCCCCUUGCAAUUAAAAUAUUGGUCAGGCACCAUGAAACAAAGUAAUGUUGCUUUCUUUGUUAUUUUUUAUCAUUUUUUAUGUUUCCAUUUUAAAGACUACAUUGUUACAGGUUAGAUCAUAAAUAGGCUUCUAACUUUGAGCUGUAUAGUUAGCUUAAAAUAUUUACACAAGCACAGGAAUAUGUAAUUUGAGGUACUACUUCUUAAAGAUAACCCUAAGAUUAAACAUAAUUUGGCAUUAGUCACACACCCACACACUUUCAAACUACAAUGAAACAUGGUAAAGGUUAGGUCGGUAAUGGUUUAAUCACUGCACAAUCUUUCCUUGAAAUAAAAAACGGUUUUGGUUCAACAGACUUGAGUUAAAUGUGCGAACAUCGUAAAAUUGUAGGUCAGCAAAAUUGAAGAGCAAAGAGAACAAAGGACAAGUCAUUCCAGUAAGGGCUACGUUGUGCUUAUUGUUUGUUUUAACGGUAGUCACCUUACGCCCGAUUUAUAGGCACAACAAUGAGAUUUGAACCAGGUGUGUACUGGAUCGUUUUUUGCGAUAAACUGGGGCUGAAGAGUUUUUUAUGAUAAGUGGAAAGCUGUGCAGUGAUUAUAUUACACAUUUACCCCAUUGCCAACUCUUCACUGUUCAAUACUACAACUAACAGAAACAUUCAUUGGCCUUCCUAAACAAUCUUAAUUCUGUCCACUAGAGAGCCACCAACACCCAUAAAUGGAAUUGUUGCUAUCAGAUGAUCGUUUGAUGAAGGGCCUUCAUCAGUUACAUGCUCACUGCUCUAAUUGAUUAAAGCCUAAAACGACUACUAAAUAAGUACUAUGUACAUCUGAUGACGAGUAAGAAGCCAUUAGAAUACAAAGCCUAAGUUAUGAAUAUGUUUGAUGAUUUUCUUGAUGAUUGAUUGCAAUUGAUCACGAUAACAUCAAUAAAAAAAAGAGAAAAUAAUAUCUGGGCCUGAUUCAUUAAAAACACAGCAGUACCCAAAAACUACAGUACUUAUGUCCAAAAGUAAUGAUUCUCCUACUUGCGCAUCUGGUUCCACUUGUAUCUUAUGCAUACAUGUAUAUGUCACGUCUGUAAGACAAAGUAGUUUAAGCACGUGAUAAGACGGGCCGUUGUACUGCUCUUCCCUUUUUUGCUUUUAACGAAGAGUAUAAGGGAUGCUUUGGCGGGAA